AUGGACGGCGCGACGGCCGCCGCCGCGACCACCGCCGCGGCCACCACCGCGCGCUGGCGCGCGAUCGUGGACGCGUUCGCCGCGGGCGACGGCGCGAAGGCGGUCGCGGAGGAGAGGAGGAGCUCCGCCGGCGUCGACGCGGAAUCGAAUUCCGGCGGAUCCAACUGCAGCACUCAUUCGCGCGACUCGGAGUCGCUGACCCUGGACGAGCUCUCGAAGGACGAGCGCGCGCUCGUGCACGAGCGCUGUCGCGCGUUGGGGCUCGGAAGUCGAAGCGAGGGCGACGACGCGUCGGGGACGCGCGUGGUCACGAUAUUCCGAAGAAGAGACGUCGCGGCGACGACGACGACGACGACGAAGACGACGAAGACGAAGACGACGACGAUGCCGGCGGCGCGCGCCGUCGCCGAGGACGACGACGACGACGACGACGACGCGCGCGUCAGCGCGCACGACGACUCGCUCAUGGACCUCCGCGACGCGCCGUUCGACGUGUACCGCGCGCUGAAGAUCCCCCGGCGCGACGGCGGCGGAUACGGCGGCGGCAACGCGCGCGCGCGCGCGAGCUACCAUCGCGAGAUCUCGCGCUGCCAUCCGCGCGACUUCCCCCCGGGGCAAGGCUCGUGCCACGGCUGCGGCGGCGUCUUGAAACCCGGGCGGUGGUUCCACCGCCCGUCGCCGUGCGCGGCCGCGGAAGAGGGCGCCGACGGCGGCGGGGUGGAAGAAGACGGAAGGGUCGCCGUCGCGCGCAGCCUGAGCGGCGGACGACGCGAUCUGUGCCCGCCGUGUCGCGCGCGCGAAUCGUCCAAACGGAAGGUCUGGACCCGCGACGACGACGACGACGACGAGACGACGACGACCUCGUCCGCGACCGCGUUCGUGAAGAUAAACGCGCUCGCGGAUUUAGGAGGGGAACGAGGCGUGUACGACGCGGCGCUUCGCGGCGCGUACAUGGAGCGGCGGAGGAAACUCGCGGCGGAGACGGCGCGCGCCAACGCGCGGGCGAUCGCCGCGGUCGCGGGGCCGGCGGCGCGCGCGCACAUGGACGACGACGACGAUGAUGAUGAUGACGACGACGACGAUGAUGAUGAUGAUGAUGAUGAUGAUGAUGAUGAUAACGCCGCAUUAAAUGCGUUAUCGGAAGAUGGAACGUCAACCGUCGCGACCAGAGAGGGCGGAUCGGAACAGACGCGUUUCGCGCGCGCCGUGCUCAAAUUCCAUCGCGUCACCGUCGCGUAUCUGAUCCUGAGAGACCGCGAGCGCACGGCGGUGCUCGACGCCCACGGCUGGAGAGCGCUCGUGAGGCACGAGAGUUAUCUGAGCGAGGACGUGUUCGAUUGCGAUCCGUGGGACGUGUACGAGCGGUUCUUCGCGGGCGAGGACCCCGCGGACCGCGAGUACCUUUUGAUGAACGGCGGCGACGACGACGACGACGACGACGACGAGGGGGACGCAGCCGGCGGGGCCGGCGACGAAGACGACGGCGAAGGCGAAGGCGAAGCCGACGACGACGACGCGUUCGUCGAGGUCGCGCUCGCGAAAGCGAAGCAUCAGCGGUUCGAGACGACCGCCGGCGCCGGCGAACCGAACCAGAACGCGACCGAUGUCGACGCCGCGAACGCCGACGCCGACGCGCCGCCGCCGAACCCGCCGGUUUCGGUGCUGAUGGCGAAUCCGUCGAUCGCGACGCGGUCGCGCGGCUUUGGCGGCGACGACGACGCGCUCCCUGGUCUGAGCGGCGGGGACGUGUGGGCGGCGAUGGCGAGAAGGUACGAGGAAGAAGGCGGCGGGGGGUGCGGGGGGGAAGAGGAGGAUGGAAAGGAGGAGGAGGAGGAGGAGGAGGAGGAGGAGGAGGAGGCCGAGUCUGACGACGACGACGACGACGACGACGACGACGACGACGAGAGCGAUUCCGAUGGACCCCCGGAGGAAGAGAUCGGGACGAAGCGCAAGCGCGAGGACGACGACGACGACGACGCCGCCGACGCCGCCGCCGACGACGAAGCUUAG
Molecule: messenger RNA, 2010 nt
Organism: Micromonas pusilla CCMP1545
Lineage: Eukaryota; Viridiplantae; Chlorophyta; Mamiellophyceae; Mamiellales; Mamiellaceae
Product: R3H domain-containing prasinophyte-specific protein
Exons: 5
Coding region: 1-2010 (669 amino acids)
Molecular function (GO): nucleic acid binding
Source: RefSeq, a predicted model, not a curated record